AUGACACCCGAAAAAAGAAGAACCCAUGAAAGCUUAAAAAUUCAAGAGAGGAUGUUGGGGAAAAAAAUUACGCAGUCUAUUGGUUGGGAAAACUUUAAAGAUGUAUUUAUGGUAUCUGCAAUCCAUAAUCUUGGUUCAUCAGAUAUCGAGGAUUACCUGUUACAAAAAAGCAAACCAUCUCCUUGGAUAUUUCCCAAAGAUGUAUUGACUGAUAAAGAAGACCACAAAUUAGUACUACACAUGAUAGAGUCAACAUUGUAUGAUUUUUUACCCAAUGAAGUUCCGUACAACUUAAAAGUGGAAAUGGAAUAUUAUGAAGUUUCUAGGGAAGGAAAUAUACAUAUUGUUGUAUUAGUUCAUUGCAAUACACCAAGAAUAGAGAAGCUGGUGAUGGGAAAAAGAGGCAGUCGUAUCAGGAACAUUGCUAUGAAAUCUGAACAACACCUUAGAAAUCUGUUUUUAACUGAUGUUUUCCUGAAAAUGGUUGUCACAGAUAAACCAAAAUAUUCUGCACAACACAUGGCAGAUACUUUAAGUCAGUAA
Molecule: messenger RNA, 543 nt
Organism: Macrosiphum euphorbiae (potato aphid)
Lineage: Eukaryota; Metazoa; Arthropoda; Insecta; Hemiptera; Aphididae
Source: the annotation of a GenBank genome assembly